This is a messenger RNA of Penicillium taxi, 5136 nucleotides long. Its product is annotated as histidine kinase-like ATPase domain-containing protein. The coding region runs from base 1 to 5136 and encodes 1711 amino acids. The record is from RefSeq and is a predicted model, not a curated record. NCBI's taxonomy places the organism in Eukaryota, Fungi, Ascomycota, Eurotiomycetes, Eurotiales, Aspergillaceae. The transcript has 2 exons.
AUGGCUCUGAAAGUCGACUUUAACGCGCUCAAGGCGCGGACCAUGGGGUCUGGCGCUGAUGAGGAAGCGGUGACUGUUGACACUAGAGGAUUGAUCUCUAAGGUACUCGCUCGAUAUUCAGGGAAAUGGACUGUCUUGCGAGAAAUGAUUCAGAAUGCAGCUGACGCCUCGGCAACUAAAGUGACUAUCAAGUUUGAGACUAUGCCAUCGACGACCAUCCCAUCCCCCUCGUCUACAGACCCGUCAGAACUUGUCAAGCAUACUGUCACAAACCAUACACUUCGGCGUCUCUUAAUCUCCAACAACGGUUCCCCAUUUAGUGAAAAGGACUGGGCGCGAUUAAAACGUAUCGCUGAUGGAAAUCCUGAUGAAACAAAGAUAGGAGCCUUUGGCGUAGGCUUCUAUAGUGUUUUUGAUGAUUGCGAAGAACCAUUUGUGUCCUCCGGCCGACAAGCCAUGGCAUUUUACUGGAAAGGCAAUUCACUAUUUACUCGUCGACUGGACCUUGGUGAUUCCUCGAACCAAGACACCACCUUUGUCUUGGACUACCGCAACGACUCGUCCCCCAUACCAUCUUUAAUGCAGCUUUGUCAAUUUUUGUCAAGUAGUCUGACAUUUGUCGCUUUGGAAGAGAUUGAAUUAUGGUUGGAUGAUUGGAAUUUGUUGUGUCUGUCUAAGAAAACAGCCCCGGGCGUUAAUGUUCAAAUUCCAAAGGACAUCGAAACCAAGACUGCAGAUGGGCUCAUGAAAGUUGCCAGUAUUGCGCAAGGGAUUGCACAGGUUGAUGCGUCAUGGAUGCGAAUCGUGGAGUGGAAUCCUAACGCGAGUGUUUUCCGCCUCGAUAGCCUUCGAGAUACGACAAGUUCACUGCGAAGCUUCUUCUCUAAAUUUACAGCCCCAAGCGGACCAGAGAAAUCAUCUCAGCUUCAAAAGUUGGAGAAUCCCGAGGAAUCAGGGAAUAUGACUUCUUUGCUAAAGGCCUCCGUCUUCUUACACAUUAACACUGCAUUUAUUCAAGCUUCGCCCAGCUAUGACUUGAGCAAGGAGCUUGAACGAGCCACACGGAAGCCUCCGCCAAAGAAGGCCACUAUUGCAAUCCUGACUCCCUCCUAUGACGCUACCAUCGCUACAGGGGCUUCAGCUUCAAAUUCGGAGGUCCUGGCUUCCAUUCUUCCUUCUAAAGGCGGACGGGUCUUCAUAGGGUUUCCAACUCAGCAAACCACUGGGCUGAACGCUCAUGUCUCUGCACCAUCAGUCAUUCCUACUGUAGAGCGAGAAAGUAUUGACCUAAACACUCGUUACAUCAGUAAAUGGAAUAUUGAAAUGUUACGUGCUGUCGGUAUCGUCUGUCGUAUUGCUUGGUCGGUGGAGAUGAACACCAUCAAAUCUAAAAUUGCGGCGAAAAUUGGCCCUGCUCACUUAUCAAAAGUCAGGAAAGACGAUAUCGUUGAUGUUCUCCCAGAAGCGAUUCAUACCGCAAAUCAGUUUGUCUUCCGUGAAUCAACGCCAUCUUCAGCUCUGGGUCAGACGAUCGAAGACGCCUUCUGGAUGUGCAACAAAAAUGCCUCUAUUGAGAUUCUCUCAACAUGCGGUGUUAUUCCAAGCCAUCAGACUCGCAUAGCUCCCAAAGACCUGAGCUUUAUGGACUCUAUCCCUGCUUUGCCUGAUGACUUCGUGCUGCAAGCCAAAGGUUUUGUCCAGAGACUAAUAGACUUUGGAUUGGUUACCGAUAUAACAGUGUCUGAUGUCAAGCGUGAACUCGAGGCAAGUACACUUCGAGCUGACCAAGUCGUUGAAUUUUUGAAAUGGUUGGGUCGCAAAUCUUACGCUGAGAAGCUUGACAAACCUUCAGUCCAAAGCCUGUUACGAGCUGCCGUGGCAAAUGAUGAAGACCAAGAAGGCCAGGCUACACGCUUGAUUAUAUUUGCCGAUAUCAAUAGCUAUUUGAAUCCUCAACGCAUACCAGCAGAAUUGCCAGUAGCUACCGCAGUGAUGCCUUUUCGAUUUACUAAACAUUUAAAGAAGGAGGAACUUGAAGCUUUGGGAUGGGUUGAACUUCAGACUGUUGCUUGGCUUCAUUGGCUUGUCAGCAACUCUGGAAAUCGCAGCAUACUCUCAGCAGAUCAGGAUAUCAAACAAAGCCCUCUUUUUGCCGGACAGGUUUUGCCGGUCUUGUCCAAGCAGUGGGAAGCCCUCAGCUCGUCUGCAAAAUCAACAGUGGUCAGCACACUCCAAGUCGAGACCGUGAUCCCGACAAAGCUUGGAAUGAAACAGCCUUCGCAAACUUACUUCGGCUCCGUGCGUCUUUUUGAUGACCUUCCAGUUGUGCAUGGCCUUAAUGGAGUGAAGGAGAAAUUUCUAGUGUCGCUUGGAGUCCGCAAGACUGUUGAGCUAGGUGUGAUCUUUGAUCGUCUCGUUGAUUCUCCUGAGUCUGGGGAUACCAAGGGUUUAGCUAGAAAAUGGAGUCACGUUGAUCUAAUACGAUACCUGACAUCUGUUCGCGAAGACAUUCCUGCAAACGACAUACAGCGACUGAAGAACACAAGCACAUGUACAGCAGAACCCCGAAAAGAUGUGCAAACUCCACAUGGCACCCGCUUCAAGAUCGCUGAACUGUAUGAGCCAAAUGAUUCCCUUCGCGCUUUGGGCCUACCAGUCAUAGAUUGGCCAGGUAUCUAUAACAGCACCAGCAAUGAGGGCAAGUUCCUGUCGAUGAUGGGCUUAAAAAGCUACCCAUCUGGCCCUGAGCUCAUCCGAAUCAUGAUAAAAAGUGAUACAGAUAAAGAUACCGGUCGAAAAUCCAAAGCCCUAUCUUUCUUCCUUAAUGAAUAUCACAAGAAUGGUUAUGACACGUUCGAAAUCAACAUGGUCACGGCUCCCUUCCUUCCCAUUGAAGGUUCAGAGGAAUUGGCGACGCCAAAGAAGUGUUUCACGAACGAGGGUGCAUCUUUGUUUGAAUUUCAUAUUCUCCAAAAGCAGCUCCAUCCAUAUGCUAGCAAGCUAGGUGUUAAGCCUCAUCCUCCCGUGUCAGAUUGUCUAGAAGCUCUUAUGAGCCAACCUCCCAAAACCCAAGAGGACGCAAGAGUGAUCUUCAAGUAUCUAGCGGGCAGAGUAUCGGAUUUGAGGCCCCAGGAUAUUGAGCGGGUUGGAACUUCUCCCGUUAUUCCGAUCUCUACCCAUGACCUAUCGGGAAAGAGUUCUCGAACUCGGUUCGUUGCGCCUAGAUCGUGUUAUCUUGGCGACGGAGAAGACUACAAAGAUAUUUUUGACUUUGUAGAUUUUGGUCAAGAGGCCAACCUUUUCCUCUUAGCUGCCGGUUCAAGAAGAGAACCAACGAAGCUUGAGAUAGCACGGAUGUUGGUGACAGAGCCUGCUCGAAUUUCUGCUACGUUCAAAAGCUCCGAUAAAUACCUCAUGCUGCUGAGAACUCUUGCGGAGAGUCUUCCUCUCCUCAAGAAAGACAAAGAUCUUUUCAAUAGUAUGAAGCGUGCAAGAUUUCUGAUGGCCAGUCGAGACCUUCCUCCUCGUGAAAGGAAGUCUGCCGAAAAUGAACUUCCAGAUCCAGAUGUGGACUUAGAUAUCAGAGAAUGGAAUCUCUCCUCGGCGAGGGAAAUUGUUGUUGUGGAUGAUUUCCAGAGCUUCAAUCUCUUUAAAGAGCACAUCCUUGUGGCACCACAGGAGGAGACUCUAGAAAGUUUCUAUAUGGCCCUCGGGGCUGUUCCUUUGAGCAGCCGCAUAGAGGAACGGACGACAUUAGGAGGCCUCAUUGCUGAUCAGACGUCUGCCGCGAGAUUACACAAACUUAUCCUAGAGCGUGUACGACUUUUCUUGCAUGAUCAGCCAGUGGACUCUAUUCAGCAUGGAUCUCGGUGGUUAGAGCAAAGCUUCAGUGUACAAGUAGUGAAUUCUAUCACACUAACUCGGUCCUUGAAGAGCCUACCCAUAUCUCACAAGCAACUGCGGAAAGCCAUCGUCGCCCGUCACAAUAACUGGGCUCUGUGCAUCUGUCCUGGUAAAUAUGAUCUAUAUGAGAUCAGUCAAUCAUUGGUUCAUGUGAUUCUCAAACGGCCCAAACUUCACUCCACACUGACGUUGGAAAUGUUGCUAAAAACAGACCUUCUAGAGCUUCGUGCUCGAGGAUAUAACGUGGAGCGUAUCCUAAGCCAGAGGGCCCAUGAAGCUCGAAUAGCAGAAGACAGACGGCAAAAACAGCUGGAGGAGGAGAUGCGUGCCUUACAAGAGAGGGAAGCAGAGCUAGCUACAGAGCAGGCUCAGCAAGCCAAGGAAGAGAUUCCUGAACUGAAGACCAUGCCCGGUGUCUUCCCAGAAUCACCGAAGGACACACGGGUCGCGCCGUCAGAGCUAACCUUGCCGAAUAGAUCCUCUCGCGGCUUGUUUGCAAAUUUGUCCAAACGGUUUGGUCUGGAUAACCGCACAACUGCCAAUACCGCCGAGCAGUCUCAGUCCCUUCUUCCGGAAUCCUCUAACGAGCCUCAAAAGCCGCGCCCAGAACGGGAAGUAUCUAUCAACUCUCCUCACCAACCAAACCGCCAGCUUCUUUCUGCUGUGCAGGCCUGUCGCCCCCAUGGGUCAUCUCAUGUAUUCAACCGGCCUGAGACGAAUCAAAUUACUGAAACCAAGUCAUACUGCGAUGAACGCCCUGGCCAUGACUUGGAAUUUUUUGCGACUCUCCCGAAUGGAAUCAACGUAUUAUUUUCAAGAAGGGUCCCCGAUCGAUCUACAUUCCUGUCGGAAAACCGCACUGGUAUCAAUAUGUUCUCGGUAGUGCUUCUUGAUUGCAGCAGUAUCUUUUCGAUGCAUCCGAACAGCCUAAGCAUCUUCUACGAUCCAGGUAGUAAGACCAUCGCAUUCAACUCAUCGGGCAGCAUCUUUUGCAACUACUUCUACUUCCAGUCAUUGCAAGAGAAGCCAUUGCUUCAGGCUGCCAUUCCCGAUCGCACUGAUGCUAUCGUAUACUGGUGGGUGAUAUUGUGCCAUGAAUUGGCGCAUAACCUUGUUGGUGAUCACAGCGCUGCGCAUAGCUUCUACACCGAAAGCUUUGUGACACAGUACUUCCCAAAGGUAGCAGUCAAGCUCGCAAGCCUUGUAUCACAACCUCUUCCAUCUAGUGCGUGA